AUGAAUAAUUCUGAUAUCGAAUAACUUAUUGAAAACUACGAAGAUGAUCAAUAAGUUUAAAUGAAUCAGCCUACAACACUUGAUUUUAAUUAGGAUAGACAAGGCAUAGUGCCUGAGUAACAUCGAUUUUCCUCUACAAAAUUUAGAGAGAGAUUAUCAUCUAUUGAUCCUCUUAAUUGGGCAAAAAAUAUUAAGAUGCCUGAAAAUGACUAUUAUUCUUAUCCUUGUAGUUUGGAAUAGGCUGAGCUACAUAGAUAAUGUCAUUAUAUUCAACCAGAUUAAGACUUUUUAGAUAAAACAGAUGCUUAAGAAUGUCCUUGUUGCAAGUAUUAUGAUGUCAUUAAUUUUAGUAAACCAUUAAAUCGAAAACGUAUUAAUUUUCUUACAGUCAACAUGUGGUAAUUAUUAGUAUAGGAUUAUGGUAUAGCUGCCCCAUUAUAUUUUACUUUUUUAAAAUUCUAAAUGGUUUUAUUUGUCAUAAUAUUUUGUGUAUAUGGCAUUUUUUUCAUUAAUGAAGUUAAUUAAACUUGCAAUAAUUUUGACAAAUAGAUAUGUUUAAGUGAUCCUGAUUUGAUAAAUGAAUAUUAAAAUGCAUGCGAACUAAAUACUAUUUAUAUGUUUGUUGCUUUGGAUCCUUUUCUUUCUUAAAUUGAAUGUUCUGCUAAAAUUGAUAUUGAAUAAGGUGGAAGUGGAUUUAAAUUAACUUAUAUUCAAAUAGCAGCAUUUAUUAUUUUCUUAAUAAAUAUAAUGUUACCAUUAGAAUAUGAAAUAAUUAUCAGAUAUAAAUAAAUUAAAUAUUGGGAUAAAGAACCAGUUAAUCAUGUAACAGAAAAUAAAAAGUCUGUUUAUGUAAGACAUUUACCAUAUAAAAUGACAUCUGAAGAAAUACAAUAAACUAUUUGCACAGGUAUUGCCAUGAAUACUUUUGAUCAAGUGGCAAAAAAAUCAGUUUUGUUUUAGACUAAGAAUGUCAUUUAAGAAUUGGUUUAUAUAUAUGAUAUACAUGAAGUUAAUGAAAUGAAUAUAGAUAGAGAAAAUACUUUACUUGAUUUUAUGGUUACAUUAGAAUAGAUUAAAGAAUUAAAGGAAACAGGAAUGAUCACUACAUUUACUGAUAAGUAAAUAAAAACUUAUAAAACAUUUACAAUUGAAAUACUUGAAGAAUUAUUCAAAUAAUAAUUAAAUGAUAUAGUCUACAAGACAUAAAAAAUAAAAUCUUAUUUAAAAAAUGGACUACCUUUUACAAAUAAGGUUAUCAUCAAAUUUGAAACAACAGAAUAAAGGGAUGCCGCUUAUUUACAUUAUCGAAAGAAAUGGUAUUAGAAUGUAAAUUAUAAUAAAUAUAAAUUAGUUACUAAUUAGAUAUGAAGUGAUGAAAUAAUAGAAUAAAUUGAAAAAACUAUAAAAAAAAUAAAUUGCUGAUUCUUCUUCAUAUAUGGAUAGUCGAACAGUUUCAGUUGAUUAAUUACAAAUUCAAAAUGAAGAUGUAGAAAUACAAAAAGCAAGAAUAAGUUUGUUUAAUUAAAAUACUUAUUUGGCUAAAUAGUAAUCUGAUUAUAGUAAUAAAUAUGUUGAGUAAAUUCAUUAUUAAAUGGGAGUUAAGAGGGGAUUUAGUAUUAAUGGAAUUUUUUGGGAGAAUUUAGGUAUGGAUACUUUUAAAAGAUUAAAAUUCCGUUUAAAAGCCAUAUUUACUGCAGCUAUUGCAAGUUUUUUAUUAAUGGGAACUUUUGAAUUAAUUUAUUUUUAUUAAAAUAAUCCUAAUUAAAAAGAUAAGAAAUAAAAUGGAUAACUGUCUACUUGGGAAAAAGUUUUUGCUAAUUUCUUAGCUAUUUUAGUCACAUUUCUAUCUAGUUAUACAACAUUAACAAUAUUGGGAUAAAUGGCAAAGAGUAGAAGAAGUACAUUUAUUGAAGUUGAAGAAAGUAUAAUGCAUUUUUUUGUAAUCAUUUAAUAUUUUCUUAUUUAAUUUUUCCCUUAUUUUGCAACUUUUGAAAUUUGGGGAGGAAAAAACAAAAUUGUUGCUUGUUAUGAUUUAGUCACUUUAUCUCUUCAUAGAAUAAUAUUUAAACAAAUUUUUCAUACAUUUCAUAUAAGACAUACUAAAUUUUGGCUUAGAAAAAGGAAAGCAUUGAAAAAUUUCACUCCCAAAAAGUUUUUUUAAGGAUAAUUAAAUUAAAUUAUGACUCCUGCUUUUUUAUCAUAAAGAGGUAGAUAAUUUAAUAUGUUAUUUAUAUUAACAACAGCAUUAUGCUUGAUUUAUAUUUGUCCAGUUGCAGUGCUAUUUUGUCUUGCAUUUACAAUAUAUAUAUUCUUUUGGGAUAAAUAUGCUAUUACUCAUAAUUAUUAAAUUGAUAAAAGAUUUACUAUUGAUUUAUUUAGUCAUUAAAUUAAAUGCUAUUAAAUAGUUGUAUUACCAUUUAACAUUUAUUUAUUUCUAAGAUUAUUUUGGAGAUUUAAUUGGGUAAUUUAUGGGGCUUUUAGUGUAGGAUUAGUAAUGAUCAUUAUUAUAAUCUUUAAAAAAGAAAUUGUGAAGUUUAUUGUCUUUAAAGUUUGUAGAUUGAAAAAGAAAAGGCCCUAAGUUGAAUUUAGAGAAGAAUCCUUCUUUAAAAGUUAUAAUAAUUUUUUUUAAAGUAAAAGAUGAUAUCUAUAAUUUAAGGUUUAAGGAUUGAAUCAUUAACUGAAAUUUUAGUUAAUUCAUUUAAAAUGAAUGAAAACGAUUCCGCAAUAAGAACUGAAUGA
This is a messenger RNA of Paramecium sonneborni, 2739 nucleotides long. The record is from the annotation of a GenBank genome assembly. Lineage: Eukaryota; Ciliophora; Oligohymenophorea; Peniculida; Parameciidae.